AUGGAGCCCUCCCAGGAUUACUACUUCAGUGUCCUCCCUGGUCUCCUGAUCUUCCCGGCUUCAUCCCACAUUUACCACCGCUACAUUAAUCUUCCUUUUAUCAUGUCACCUCCUUGCUUCAAUGUGAAGAUUGUAGGUAUUGGAGCAUCUGAAAAACUUGCUAUUCUUCAAGGCUGUCCUGGACUUCCUGGAGCAGCUGGUCCAAAAGGAGAUGUUGGGCCUCCAGGAAUGAUAGGGGAAAGAGGACCCCCUGGGAGCCCAGGAGAAUUAGGAACGCAGGGUCCCAAAGGAGACAAAGGAGAUCCAGGAAAGCCUGGAAGAAUAGGUGAGGAGCUGGAAACUCAGCUGUGCAAGACAGGGGCAAGAAAUUGUAAGGAACUGCUGGGCAGAGGGAAUACUCUCAGUGGCUGGUACACCAUCUACCUCUCUGACUGCAAGUCUCUGACUGUGCUGUGUGACAUGAACACUGAUGGAGGAGGCUGGACUGUUUUCCAGAGACGGGUUGAUGGAUCUGUGAACUUUUUCCGGUCCUGGACUGCUUAUAAGAGGGGUUUUGGAAGCAGGCUGGGAGAGUUUUGGCUGGGAAAUGAUAAUCUUCACUUGCUGACAACUCAGGAUGACAGUGAACUCCGUAUCGAUCUCCAAGACUUUGACCACAAUCACCAUUUUGCCAAGUACAGUUCGUUCCAGGUUGCUGGGGAGAUUGACAACUACAAACUGAAUCUGGGAGCCUUUGUGGAUGGAAAUGCAGGUGACUCCCUGAUGUAUCAUAACCAUUUUGGCUUCACUACCAGAGACCGGGACAAUGAUGCAUAUGAGGGCAACUGUGCUAUGAUCUACCAGGGGGCCUGGUGGUACAAUGAUUGCCACGUGUCCAACCUCAAUGAAUCUGGAGAGAACCUCACUGUCUUUUCAUCUUCUCCCAUCAACUCCAAUGCACCCAAAGGGUCUGAUGACACACUGUAACUUCAAGAUUGAAGUGGCAUUUUCUGGAGCUGGCUGUAGGCAGCAGAAGAGCAAUUGGCUGAAGUUACAGGGAGAUAGCUUUGGACUUGACAUAAGGAAGAAUUUUCUAAUAGAAUUUUCAAACAAUGAAACUGAACUGACUGCUUCAAAAUAGUAAUAAUGGCUAAUAUUUACAUAGAUUUCUCCCCCUCAGGCAAUUGGGGUUAAGUGACUUGCCUAGGGUCACACAGCUAGGAAUUGUUAAGUGUCUAAGAUCAGAUUUUAACUCAGGUCCUCCUGACUUCAGGGCUGGUACCCUACCCACUGCACCAGGUACCUGCCCCCAUUUAUAUGUUAUUUUAAGGUUUGCAAAGUUCCUUACCCUAAGUUAUCUUGUUUUAUCUAAUCUUGUGAGAUGUGGGAUAUUAUGUGCAUUUUAAAUAUGGGAUAUUAAUUCCAUUUUAUACUUUUGGAAGGUGAAGCACAUAGAAGUUAAAUGAAUUACUCAAAAGUUACACAACUUAGUAGUCGGUCAACAAACAUUUAUUAAGCUCCUACUGUGUGCCACACAUUGUACUAAGCACUGGGGAUACAAAGACAAAAAGAUUUAUUUCUUUUUCUUUUGGGGAUAAUUGGGGUUAAGUGACUUAUCCAAGGUCACACAGCUAAAUAUCUGAUGCUGGAUUUGGACUCAGGAAAAUAAAUCUAAUUUAGGUAAAGUGCUUUGUUUUAUUGCAUCACCUAGCUAUCCCAAGACAAAAGAAUUUCUUUUUUUCUUUUUUAAAUAGCUUUUUACUUUCAAAAUACAUGCAAAGAUAGUUUUCAACAUUUACCCUUGUAAAACAUUGUUUUCAAAAUUUUUCUCCUUCCCUCUCACCCCCUCUCCUAGACAGCAUGUUUACCUAUAUGUGGUAAACAUGUAUAAUUCUUCUAUACCUAUUUCCACAUUUGUCAUGCUGCACAAGAAAAAUUAGAUUGAAAAGAGGAAAAAUGAGAAAAAUAACAAAAAGCCAAACAAAAAAAAAAAAAAAAGGAAAAAGCAAACAAAAACAAAAAAAGGUGAAAAAAUUAUGUUGUGAUCCACAUUCAGUCCCAAAAGUCCUGACAGACAUCUUUCAGGAUGCAGAUGGCUCUCUUCAUCACAAAUCUAUCAGAACUGCUUUGAACCAUCUCAUUGUUGAAAAAAGCCAAGUCCUUCAGAAUUGAUUAUCACAUAAUAUUGUUACUGUGUACAAUAGUCUCCUGGUUCUACUCACUUCACUUAGCAUCAGUUCAUGUAAGUCUCUUCAGACCUCUCUGAAAUCAUCCUGCUGAUGAUCAUUUCUUAUAGAACAAUAAUAUUCCAUUACACUCACAUAUUAUAACUUUUUCAGCCAUUCUCCAAAUGAUGGACAUUCACUCAAUUUCCAAUUUCUUGCCACUACAAAAAAGGCUGAAACAAACAUUUUUGCAUGUGUGGGUCUCUUUUCCUCCUUUAUGACCUCUUUAGGAUACAAGUCCAGUAGUAACACUGCUGGAUCAAAGGGUAUGCACAGUUUGAUAGUCCUUUGGGCACAAUUCCAGAUCGCUCUCCAGAAUGGUUGCAUUAGUUCACCACUCCACCAACAAUGUAUCAGUGUCCCAGUUUUCCCGCAUGCCCUCCAACAUUUGUCAUUAUCUUCUCCUGUCAUUUUAGCCAGUCUGAGAGG
This is a messenger RNA of Antechinus flavipes (yellow-footed antechinus), 2633 nucleotides long. Its product is annotated as ficolin-2-like. The transcript is spliced from 11 exons. The record is from RefSeq and is a predicted model, not a curated record. Bases 1 to 966 code for a protein of 321 amino acids. NCBI's taxonomy places the organism in Eukaryota, Metazoa, Chordata, Mammalia, Dasyuromorphia, Dasyuridae.